Messenger RNA from Jaculus jaculus (lesser Egyptian jerboa), 807 nucleotides. It is a transcript of the gene Emp3, whose product is annotated as epithelial membrane protein 3. Gene Ontology annotation, cellular component: plasma membrane. The coding region runs from base 87 to 761 and encodes 224 amino acids. The record is from RefSeq and is a predicted model, not a curated record. The transcript is spliced from 6 exons. Lineage: Eukaryota; Metazoa; Chordata; Mammalia; Rodentia; Dipodidae.
CUGCCCCUCCUCAGGCCCGGGAAAACUCGUCUCAGAUGAGAGACCCCAGAAGACGUCCGCAGGGGGACUGGGUGGGGGCCUAGAGAAUGAGGAACAGUUCCUGGGCCCUCCCCCAGCUGCAGACCUCAGCUGGGUGCGGCAAGGACUCAAGAGUCCUCCUCAAACACAGGAGUCCAGGCCACAGCCCUCUUCCAUCAGACCAGUUUGAGUGUCCCUGCUCCUUGAGCCGCCUGACUGCAUCCUCCCACCCUAGGCUCACUGCAGCCAUGUCGCUCCUCCUGCUGAUGGUCUCUGCCCUUCACAUCCUCAUUCUCAUCCUGCUGUUCGUGGCCACCUUGGACAAGUCCUGGUGGACUCUGUCAGGGAAGGAGUCCCUUAACCUGUGGUACGACUGCACGUGGAACACCACCACCAAAACAUGGGACUGCAGUAAUGUCAGUGAGAAUGGCUGGCUGAAGGCGGUGCAGGUGCUCAUGGUGCUGUCCCUCAUCCUCUGCUGCUUAUCCUUCAUCCUCUUCAUGUUCCAACUCUACACCAUGCGGCGAGGAGGACUCUUCUACGCCACUGGCCUCUGCCAGCUUUGCACCAGUGCAGCCGUGUUCUCAGGGGCGCUCAUCUACGCCAUCCGCGCUGAGGAGAUCCUGGCGGCCAAGCACCCGCCUGGCGGCAGCUUCGGCUACUGCUUCGCCCUGGCCUGGGUGGCCUUCCCCCUUGCCCUGGUCAGCGGCAUCGUCUACAUCCACCUCCGGAAGCGGGAGUGACCGCCGCAUUUACCUACUUUUCUAAUAAACCCGUUUAACCGCGAAA